Nymphaea colorata (pocket water lily) is the source of this 1222-nucleotide messenger RNA. RefSeq lists its product as uncharacterized. Bases 112 to 750 code for a protein of 212 amino acids. NCBI's taxonomy places the organism in Eukaryota, Viridiplantae, Streptophyta, Magnoliopsida, Nymphaeales, Nymphaeaceae. The record is from RefSeq and is a predicted model, not a curated record. The transcript has 5 exons.
GGUUCUUUAGUAGUCGCCGUCUUUUUCUCCCUCGCUUUCUUGUUUUCGAAGGAAGAUCCCUUCUCCGAUCGUUCUUGGACGGCAUACCGGAGGAGCCGGAAAGAUAAGAAAAUGAAUGCAGAUUCGGCCAUGGCAUGGGUUAAACGUGCAGGGGAAGCAGCUCUCCAUCUCCUUCAAAAGACUUUUCAGCUCCUCGUCUUCUUGCUGAGGUGUCUGAGUCCUGAUCUCGCCGUUGAUUGUCUUCCUCUUCGCGCAGGAGAAAACGAACCCAGCCGGGACAAAGAGGUGGCCACUUAUGCCUCGUGGUCUAAGCUGAACAUUGUGCUGUCCUUUGCGGGCGGCCUCAGCCUAGCAAGUCUGCCAUCCUCCCUCAUUCAUGAGAAAUGGACUAGCUUUGCCACUUACGCCAUUGCAAUCUUUGUGGGAUUCCUUCUCGCCAUGGCUGUCUACUCCACGUGCUCUUUCUUACGGAAGACCGUGAUGAGAGUGUUGUUGUCCAUCUCGUCUGCAAUUAUCUCCGUUGUUUUCGCUGCACUGUUGACAGUGGUUCUUGUCAAGGGUGUGUGGGAAGCAAAUUGGCUCGAACAAGUACUUGGCUACGACUCAUCAACGGAUUCAUUUCAAGAGCUAAUCAUGUUCCUGCAUUCACAUGCCUGUCUGGAAUCAGAUGAACCUUUACUGGUGCUGUUCUGCCAAGCAUUUUUGCAUUUGCGUCAUCAGUCACGGAGAAACGGCAUCUCUUUGUUUUAGAUACCAGGGGUCACGGUCGGGUCCAUUGGAAAAUAGAGUCGGUAGGCCAGAACAGGGAUUAUAAUCGGGUGUUUCCACUGGGAGGAGACUCCGAGAAAAGGCAUUGGGUCUGAUACGCACCUUCAUGAAGAUCAAGUGGUGGAGUCACUAACUGAAGAUUCCAGACAAUGAGAUAUUUUAUGUUAAAGUUUCUGAAAUAAUUUUUCUUCUAGAAUCAGAAUCCCCUAACAGCAUGAUUCUCAUUCUGUUUUAACCCAUGCUAUUAGUUGUUGAUUAACCGUUAACCAUUGUGGUUAACUUCAACUGUAUAGUUCUCUUGUAUAGCAUUGAAUUGCUUUGAGGAAGAAGAAAAAUAGAAUCCUCCUUCAUUGAUCACUCUUCCCGUUCUAUCUUGCAUUUUCCUUCAUGGUAUCAAACUAUUUCCAAAGAUGUCGUCAAAGAAAAAGAUCUCUGCAAGGACCAAACACAUUGA